AUGUUUGGGGGUCAAGGAUAUUAUUGCCAGAGUGGUAAUACCAACCAUGAAUUUGGAACUUCGCCUCUUCAAAGGCCAGCGGCUGCUGCAUUUAGUAACAGUUACAUGAAACUUCAGGGUUCGCAUCAAUCUCUUCAGGAGCAGUUGGCAAUGGAGCAGCAGCAUCAGCAGCAGCAGCAGCAGGCGCACAAAGUUCAGGGACAGACGGAUAGUGGUCACCAAGUGUACGGAGCAGGAUUUACUGAUAUUCCCGCAUUGAACUAUGCUAGUACGUCUCCUAAAUACUCAGGUAACACUUACAAUCAGUCGCAGCAGCCAUUACAGCCGUUGCAGCCUGCUAUGGCUACGAGACCACAGCAAGUUAUCCACACACCACCACCUACAGCAACUAGCAUAUAUAGCCAAAACAAUACGUCAUUUACAAAUGUUAAUGAGCCGUCGUUAGCUUUGGGCCAUGCUUCACCAGGCCAAUUUUCAAACAGUUCAGAGUUCAGUGGCCAUCACCAACAGUUACAUCAACAGAAGCAGCAGCAGCAGCAGCAGCAACAACAACACGAACACCAACAGCACUACUGUAAAAUGCCGUCAUCCCCAUAUCAAUCGUCGAUGAAUCCAUUUCCACAAGACCAAUUACAGUCUCAAGUACUUGAUGACCAAAAAUUGGCAUUACAGAGCCAACAAAUACAAGUCACAUCCCAAUCACGUCAGCAAGGCGUCGCAGCAGGUGCAUUAACUCAGUCUCCGACCCCUAAUCAGAGAAAUAGUGCCUGCAGUGCUACCAACUACAUGUAUUUUGAAAGAAGGCCUGAAUUGCUCAGCAAGUCAACGCAGGAGAAGGCAGCCGCUGUAAAGCUGAAGGUGGAGAACUUUUAUCAGUCCUCCGUCAAUCAUGCAAUAGAGAGGAACCAAAGACGUGUAGAAUUGGAAUCGCAGUUAAUGUCUCAAGGCUGGUCUGAAGAGAGAAAGAACAGGCAGCUCACGUCAUUGGGCAGAAAAGAAUCACAAUUUUUAAGACUUCGUAGGACAAGGUUGUCCUUGGAGGAUUUCCAUACGGUCAAGGUCAUUGGGAAAGGUGCUUUUGGUGAAGUCCGGUUGGUGCAGAAAAAAGACACAGGCAAAAUCUACGCAAUGAAAACGCUGUUAAAGUCAGAGAUGUAUAAGAAGGAUCAAUUAGCACAUGUCAAGGCAGAAAGAGAUGUAUUGGCUGGUAGCGAUUCUCCGUGGGUUGUUUCUUUAUAUUAUUCCUUUCAGGAUGCUCAGUACUUGUAUUUAAUCAUGGAGUUUUUACCAGGUGGUGAUUUGAUGACUAUGUUGAUCAGGUGGCAGAUUUUUACUGAAGAUGUGACAAGAUUUUACAUGGCAGAAUGUAUAUUAGCAAUAGAGGCCAUUCACAAACUUGGAUUUAUUCACAGAGAUAUCAAGCCAGAUAACAUUUUAAUUGACAUUCGUGGUCACAUAAAAUUGUCAGAUUUUGGGUUAUCUACAGGUUUCCACAAAACGCACGAUUCUAGUUACUAUAAGAAGUUAUUACAGGAAGAUGAGCAAAACCAAAAUGGGGGGCCUAUGAACAAGCCUCAAGCGUUAGGCAAUGGAGGUGGAAAUAGAAAUACCAUGCUUGUCGAUGCCAUCCAUUUGACAAUGACCAAUCGACAACAAAUGCAAACAUGGAGAAAGUCUCGUCGGUUAAUGGCCUAUUCUACGGUAGGAACACCUGACUACAUAGCCCCAGAAAUCUUUCUGUAUCAGGGUUACGGCCAAGAGUGUGACUGGUGGUCCUUGGGUGCCAUUAUGUAUGAGUGUCUCAUUGGCUGGCCACCCUUCUGUUCCGAAACACCGCAAGAAACUUACAGGAAAAUCAUGAACUUUGAACAAACUUUGGCAUUUCCGGAUGACAUACACAUAUCUUAUGAAGCUGAAGAUUUGAUUCGCCGUCUAUUAGCCCACGCAGAUGAGAGACUAGGAAGACAUGGAGGUGCUUCUGAGAUUAAAAAUCACCCAUUUUUCCGUGGGGUUGACUGGGAGACAAUCAGACAGGUAGGCGCUCCUUAUAUUCCAAAACUUUCCAGUAUCACUGAUACCAGAUUCUUUCCUACCGAUGAACUAGAAAACGUCCCAGACUCCCCCGCAAUGGCUCAGGCUGCCAAGCAAAGAGAGCAAAUGAUGAAACAAGGCAGCGCUGUUGUCGACCCACAAGUCAAGGAAGACCUACCAUUCAUCGGAUACACCUACUCCAGGUUCGAUUAUUUAACAAGAAAGAACGCAUUGUAA
Eremothecium cymbalariae DBVPG#7215 is the source of this 2268-nucleotide messenger RNA. RefSeq names its product serine/threonine protein kinase CBK1 (gene CBK1). Lineage: Eukaryota; Fungi; Ascomycota; Saccharomycetes; Saccharomycetales; Saccharomycetaceae. Gene Ontology annotation, biological process: peptidyl-serine phosphorylation; intracellular signal transduction. The record is from RefSeq and is a predicted model, not a curated record. Gene Ontology annotation, molecular function: protein serine/threonine kinase activity; ATP binding. The transcript has a single exon. Bases 1 to 2268 code for a protein of 755 amino acids.